Vigna umbellata (rice bean) is the source of this 1160-nucleotide messenger RNA. The record is from RefSeq and is a predicted model, not a curated record. NCBI's taxonomy places the organism in Eukaryota, Viridiplantae, Streptophyta, Magnoliopsida, Fabales, Fabaceae.
GUGAGAUUGUAUUAUUGAUGAUUCCAUACCCAAUAUAAUUGCACAAACAAGCAUCUUUUUUCCUAUCUACAGAAACACGUACGUAGAGUACAAGGUAGAAAUACAAAUACGAGAGAAAUGGAGGAGGAGAAGAAAAGCACCUUCAAAAGGGCCCACACUCUGUCCUCUCAAAAGACCACAAGACGUGAUUUUCAUCUUUCUCCACUGCACCAACUCAUUCCUUCUCUCACUCACUCCCUCACCCUCUUAUUUCUUCCCUAAACUCCAUAUCCAUCACUAUAUAUAUAUAUCUUUCCCCGUAGCAUACAUAGUAACCGAUCAACCAUGUCUACCCAGAUUCAAAACGUUUCCUCUCACCAUGGUUCCUCCUCCUCAUCUUUAUCGCAACACCCUCCCUCCAAUCACCAACCGCUCAGCCGUUAUGAGUCACAAAAACGGCGAGACUGGAACACCUUCGGGCAGUACCUGAAGAAUCAGAGUCCCCCAGUUGCUCUCUCACAGUGCAACUUCAACCAUGUGCUGGAUUUCCUUCGUUACCUUGAUCAAUUCGGAAAGACCAAGGUCCACUUGCACGGUUGCAUCUUCUUCGGUCAACCUACCCCUCCUGCACCUUGUGCCUGCCCUCUCAGACAGGCAUGGGGCAGUCUCGAUGCCCUCAUCGGCCGCCUUCGUGCCGCCUAUGAAGAGCACGGUGGCUCGCCGGAGACUAAUCCCUUUGGAGGCGGAGCUAUUCGCGUGUACCUUCGUGAGGUGAAGGAGUGUCAAGCAAAGGCCAGAGGGAUCCCAUAUAAGAAAAAGAAGAAGAAGAGAAACACAAUCAUUAAGGGGACUCAGAGUGCAAAAGAUAUUGAGCAACAAGCUUCUUGAGCCAAUAUAUAUCUAUAUAUCCAUAUAUGGACGGGCCAUACGAAGGAGUUAUUGGAUAGAGCAGAUUUGGCACUUUGAGAAAAGCACGUCCUAAGAAGUAUGAUCUCUCUUGGAUAAAAAAUUAUUACAGAAAAUCGCUGUGAUAUUAACAGAAUAAUCAUUUUUAGCAAUCUUAAAUGUGUGUUAGAGAUGUACAACCUUGUAACUUUUCUAACAUAUAUGAGAUCUCUUCCCCAAAAUAGAAACAAAGACAAUGACUACCUUCAUAGUGUUGCAUUAGUUUUUCCAUAUUC